Calypte anna (Anna's hummingbird) is the source of this 1795-nucleotide messenger RNA. Its product is annotated as acid-sensing ion channel 1C-like. Gene Ontology annotation, biological process: sodium ion transmembrane transport. Gene Ontology annotation, cellular component: membrane. NCBI's taxonomy places the organism in Eukaryota, Metazoa, Chordata, Aves, Apodiformes, Trochilidae. The record is from RefSeq and is a predicted model, not a curated record.
AUGAGGUCGAGCUGGGGGGGCGCCGGGGGGGAGGUCUCGUCGGAGGGGUCCCGGCUUCGGAGCUUCGCCCACCGCUCCUCGCUGCACGGCAUCGGGCACAUCUUCACCCAGGGGGGGGCCUGGCUGCGGCGGGGGCUCUGGGGGGGCUUCUUCUUGGGGUCUCUGGGGCUGCUGCUGGGGGUCUGCGCGCAGCGCGUCGCCCACUUCCUCACCUACCCCCACGUCACCAAACUGGACGAGGUGGCGGCCACCAACCUGACCUUCCCGGCCAUCACCAUCUGCAACCUCAACGAGUUUCGCUUCUCCAAACUGACCCGUAACGAUUUGUUCCACGCCGGGGAGCUGCUGGCCCUGCUGGACGGGCGGGCGGGGGUCCGGGAAACCCACCCCCCCCUGGCCGAGCCCCGCGUCCUGGCCACCCUGCGGGACAAAGCCAACUUCAGGGACUUUAAGGCCAAACCUUUCAGCAUGGCCGAGUUCUACAACCGGACGGGCCACGACCUGGCGGAGAUGCUGCUGUACUGCUCCUUCCGCGGCACCGACUGCACCGCCCGGGACUUCGCCGUGAUCUUCACCCGCCUGGGCAAGUGCUACACGUUCAAUGCGGGGGGGCCGGGCCGGCCGGUGCUGAGCACCCACCGGGGGGGCCAGGGCCACGGCCUGGAGCUGAUGCUCGACGUGCAGCAGGAUGAGUACCUGCCCGUCUGGGGGGACACGGCCGAGACCUCUCUGGAGGCGGGGGUGCGGGUGCAGAUCCACAGCCAGGAUGAGCCCCCUGCCAUCGACCAGCAGGGCUUUGGGGCAGCCCCCGGCUUCCAGACCCUCGUCUCCUGCCAGCAGCAGCGGCUGCUGUACCUGCCCCCGCCAUGGGGGGACUGCCAGGCCUCCCCCGGGGCCGCCGGCUCCUUCCCCACCUACACCAUCCCCGGGUGCCGCCUCGACUGCGAGAGCCGAUACCUGACCGAGAACUGCGCCUGCCGCAUGGUGCACAUGCCGGGCAGUGCCGACAUCUGCACCCCGGAGCAGUACAAAGAGUGUGCAGACCCUGCCCUGGACUUCCUGGUGAAGCGGGACAGUCAGUUCUGCUCCUGCCGCACUCCCUGUGCCACCGUGCGCUAUGGGAAGGAGCUGUCGGUGCUGCCCAUCCCCAGCCGGGCCGCCAGCCGGCACCUGGCCCGCAGGUUCAACAGGACCCAGCAGUACAUCGCGGACAAUGUCCUGGUCCUGGACAUCUUCUUUGAGGCCCUGAACUAUGAGACCAUCGAGCAGAAAGCAGCCUACGAGGUGGCAGGGCUGCUGGGUGACAUCGGGGGACAGAUGGGGCUCUUCAUGGGUGCCAGCCUCCUCACCAUCCUGGAGAUCAUCGACUACCUGUAUGAGGUAUUUCGGGACAAACUCCUCAGCUUCUACAAGGAGAAGAAAAGACCCCCCCGGAGAGACAGCAGCACCAUGAGUCCCCAUCACCCCCCAUGCUGCCACCAGGACGUGCUCAGCUUCUCCCCGGACCUGCUACCUCGUCACCCGGCUCUAGAAACCCCUGGGGGGGCUCUGCUGAGGGCCCCCCCCAGCACCUGAGACCCUGAGACCCCCAGCUGGGCUGGGGUGCAAUGGUCCUCGGGUACCCCCCUGCAGGGCUGGCACUGGGUGCCAAGGUGCCCCACUCUGAGACAUCCCCCCUCGGGGUUAUUUUGGGGGGCUGGGGGUGGCAGGACCCCCCCACUCUGCUCCCCUGUCCCUGCAUGAGCUGCUUGUGCCCCCCUCCCCGCUGUACACGUGGCUCCCGCUUGCUGUGGAC